GCCCCGGUCUAUUCAGCUAUUCUUCUCGUGCUCCCACCUCUCUCUCUCUCUCUCUCUCUCUGCUUACCUCAACUUGGGGAACGCGCACGGCCGUUCCACAUACGCCGAGACUCCGACAGACUCAGCUCCCAGGGUUCUGUUCCUUUCCCCCACAAUCGUACGCUUCCGCUCGAAGCUUCCGCCAUGAGCGAGGACGAGGCUGAGAGCUCGAGCUCCGGCGCGGCCGCGAGCGAACCCAAGGAUCCGAGAACGAUCGCUCGCAAAUAUCAGCUGGAUCUUUGCAAGAGGGCAGUCGAUGAGAACAUCAUAGUGUAUCUUGGAACGGGAUGUGGGAAGACACACAUUGCCGUGUUACUCAUGUAUGAGCUUGGUCACCUCAUCCGCAAACCCAGCCGCGAGGUCUGCGUCUUCCUCGCACCGACCAUACCCCUUGUCCGUCAGCAAGCAAUGGUGAUUGCAGAUUCCACAAAUUUUAAAGUUCAACGUUACUAUGGAAGUGGUAAACACUCUAGAGAUCACCAGGCAUGGGAGAAAGAGAUGGGAGAAUAUGAGGUCCUUGUAAUGACCCCUCAAAUAUUAUUGCACAAUUUGCGGCAUUGUUUCAUCAGGAUGGACUUAAUUGCACUAUUGAUAUUUGAUGAAUGUCAUCAUGCACAAGCACAAAAAAGGCAUCCAUAUGCACAAAUUAUGAAGCAGUAGCCGCCAAGGGACGCCGGUGUGGGGCGGCGACAUGUACGCGUGGUCGAGACUCGAGACGCUGCUGCUCCUGGCAUGUACGCGUGGGCCGACGCUCCUCCUCCUGGCGCAUGAGGACGCUGCUGCUCCUGACGCACGAUGAUGCUGCUGCUCUGUUCGGCUCUAGUCUCCACUGUUUGAUGAGUACCGGAGAGCGCUCUACGGCAUUCUGCGUUCUCGGCUGGGCGUACAAGGACAACUGCACGUACAUCGAGCUGCCGGAGCCGGACCUCAUGACGUCGGCGUUGCUGCCGGUGCAGCUACAGUUCUACCAUGUCUGAAUCCGAAGAUAAUUAAUCUAUGCAGAUUGAAGCUUCAAAUUCAGAUUCUAGAGAUGAGUAGAACUGUUGAAGACAUGGUAGUUUAUGCCUUCGUAUUUUAUCUAGUUGCAACUUAUCAAAUUAAUGUCUUGGAACUUAGCAACUUUGCAAUUCCUUUUGAAGUACUUUUGCUGCUCAGUAUGCUGUAUGUUUUGCUGCUCAGUACACUGAAUGUUGCAACCAGUAGACUAUAAAACUUAGCAAAUGAAUGUUGUUUUCCUUGCUAUUAUUUCUGGUUCUGAAGUCUGAACCGCCUAUUGUAUUUUUUUCCUUUGGUUAUUAGUUUAUUACAUAAAGAAUGCUACUCGAUUGUUCUAUGUUCUGAAAACCGCUAAAACAUUUAGCUGCGGUGAUAUCCGGAUAUAUCCUUUUCUGGCCUUUAAAAAAGGCCGGGGAUAAAUGCCUUAGCCCGCUAUUUUAAACACUGCUCUCGGGUUGUUCUGGGCAUCGCAUCCAACGACGGUGCCAUCACGCCGUCCAGCUCAUCGUCCAUCUGAAGCCAACCUGCCAUGUAAGUCGCUACUGACCGACCAUGAUUUCUUGUGCGCCGUGGCGACGGUCAUUGCUGACGUCGUGUGAGUGUUAUCGAACAUGUUGUAUGUAGAGGAGUAGCGCAUCCGGUGGUGCAACGAUCAGGCAUACUACCUUGUUGAUGAGCCCGAGGUGCACUUUGUCUGGCAGCCCAGCCAAGAGUCAUCGGUACUCGCCAUGUCGCGCGCGUUCGACGACUACUAUAUCAUGGACUGUGGCGUCAUCUCGACGCCGGAGGUGACGCAGAGGAGGACCGACAUCAAUGAUCAGUUCGUCAUCCUCGCCACCGUCGAGUUAGCUUUUGUGCUGGUCUGCCUUUAAUUCUCUUCACAAACACACACUUGUUUUUUUUUGUUUGAGCUAGCACGUAUGGUGGUGCGUGCCUGAUGACUGACGAUGUACGAGAGAACUUCUUCCGGCAGGCGUGGGGUGUGCUCUCCAAUGAUGAGACCAUAGAAAUCAUGACAUAUAUCGAAGUCUGCAUGAUACUGAUGGUUGCAAUAUAGUGGUGAAACAGCUAGAUUAAAAUAACAAAAUUUAUGUAUGGCCAGGAUCACAAAUGGAUUAUGAAACAUUUUCUCAUAAUAGUAUAACACACAUUUUGUAUAUAAGUUACCGUGAUAUUAUAUGUCCCCGUUGCAACGCACGAGCACUCACCUAGUUAAGAAAAGGUUACAAGGGGCUAGAAAGGACCCCGGGUACAAGCCCACCUUACGGGGGCCAGAAACUUCACACAAAAAGAUCCAUAAGGGACCACAAGAGAAGCUACCCCCAAACCGCAGACCCUAACCAGUAGGGCUAGGAGUUGCCAAAAAGGAUAAACUCUUGGCUCUUGCAGCUUGCCAUUUCUCUCUUUCUUCAUUUGCUGACUCCAAGAGAAGGGAGAGAUUGGGCGAAAUACCAUCAAACACCACUCUGUUACUAUGCUUCUAGAUCAUCCAAGCUCCCAAAACAAUGAGAGAGUGCAAGCCUUUCCUCACCAAACCACCGGAGACAACAGCUGAAGCUUUUUCCCACCAUUGCAGAAACAUAGUAUCUCCAUGCCGAGGGGCUAAAUUGUGUAGGCCAAACCUUGUGAGAGAAGAGUACCAAUAAACCUUGGAGAAGACACAUGAGACCACCAGAUGAUUAAUGGUUUCAUGUUCUUGGUCACAAAGGGGCAUCUGACUGGGUCACUCAUGCCUCUACUUGCAAGUCUAUCAGCAGUGUAGCACCUAUUCAUGGCCACCGACCAUAAAAAGAUCCUACAUUUAGGAGGGACCCAAACCUUCUAGAUCUGUCUGUAGUGGCCAAAGGGGCAAGAUCCAACAAAGAAACCCCUAUAGGCAAUCCUUGCAGAGUAAUGUCCAACGGGAGCAAAAGAAAAAAUUGUGCUUGUCCUUAAUGUUAGGAUGCAAUUCCACCCCUACGAGAGAAUUCCAUAAGAGAAUAUAAUCAGUCAGAACUCCCAAGGUCAAGGCUCCCCCUGAUGUAUGCAAUCCAUCUUCUAUUCAGUAAGGCUUCCUGCAUUGUUCUUUUGCCAGCUAUUCUUUCUGGGUUUGUACUGAGCAAUCUUGGAGCUAUAUCAGCAAUUCUCCUUCCAUUGAUCCAUUUGUCUGUCCAGAAUAGAAUAUUGGCACCAUUGCCAACCUCUGAAAUAAGCACAACAGAAAAGAAAGCUCUGACCUUACCGAGGGGCUAAACUGUGUAGGCCCCAUCCAUACACUGCGACACUGUAGCCCACGUGAGAAACGACCGCGACCGGACCAGACCUUAGACCUAUGCUUUGGCGUGGGACAGACGAGAGGAUUUUUUAAGCACAGUCUGAAAUUUGCUCCCACGGGGAGUCGAACUCAGGACUCGAUGAAUGUUACUCAGACCACCUAACUAACCUAACCAACUCAGUUAGAGGCCCUUUCGCUACACAUCUGAUAAUUAUUUCAGUCUAUUCCAACAUUGGUACAUCAAAUUUACUGUGUAUCUAGACAUAACACUUCUUAUUUUCUCAACCAACCUAGGAGGAACGAGGUAAAUUUUCAUAACCAUACACUUCUCAUUUUCUCAACCAACGUAGGAGGAACUAGGUUGCACUGUUAAUAAAAUGAAUAUAGGCACCUGAAUUCAAGUUGAAGAAGACCGGAAACCCUAGGCUUGGGGGUGCUUAGCUACACCUCUCAUCAACUGAGCUACAGUAUGCUAUAGCCGUUUACUUUGUUAUGGAUGGUAGAUGCACCAGAUAUAAAUUGUUACCAUAUUUCUGGCGCAUCAUUUUUUAUGGCUUUUGCUGUUCUUAUAGAAAUAUGUCACUGUAUUCUUCAUGAUGCAUGGUAUUGUUGCAUUCAGCCACAACCUGGUGAUGAUCCAACACUACUUGUUUCCUUCUCCUCUUAACAUUUUUAAUUGGAUACAUGACAAGAACUCAUGUAGUUACGAGGGUUUGAUCAGGUAGUUAGAACGACAAAUUGAUGAAAUUUUAUUGCUUUGAAUCAAUUGGAACAUAUGAGGAAGUUGUACAAUCUCUUAAAUAUUACUUUUUAGAAAGUUACAUGAACUACAAACUUUUUAGUCUUAAAAUAUCUGUAACUGUAUUUCAGGAAUUCUACAAUAAUGCUGAUAAACAUCCUCGUGUUUUUGGCAUGACUGCUUCACCAAUUAUUGGAAAAGGUGGUUCUAACAAGCUUACCUACACUAAAUGUAUCAACAGUCUCGAGGAAUUACUUAAUGCAAAGGUUUGUUCAGUUGAUAAUGUAGAACUUGAAAGUGUGAUUGCUUCUCCUAAGGUUGAAGUGUACUUUUAUGGUCCAGUUGGUCACUCUAACUUGACUACAGCUUAUAUCAAAGAGCUUGGUGGCUAUAAGUUUCAGUCUGAAUGCAUGUUAAGAGAGAGUGUAUGCAAUUUCAAUGAGUCACUGAAGAAACUGAAGUCCUUAUGGAGGUUGCAUGAAAAUUUGAUUUUCUGUUUGCAAGAAGUUGGUCUCUUUGGAGCUCUCCAAGCUGCAAGGACUUUUCUCUCUUCCAGUAGUGUUAGUCUAGAUGGAAAGGGGGCUGACAUUAAUGAUUAUGCAAACAAAGCAAUGUCUCUUCUCAGCCGGGACAUCUUAGAAGGUCCGGAUGCUGAUUCAUUUGACUUAGAGACAAUAGAAGAACCUUUCUUCUCAAAAAAAUUUGCAGUUCUUAUUAACGUUCUAUCGAGAUACAGGUUGGAGGAAAACAUGAAGUGCAUUGUUUUUGUGAAAAGAAUCAUUGUCGCAAGAGUAGUAGUUCAAAUUCUCCAAAAUCUGAAGUGCCUUGAUUUUUGGAGAUGUGAGUUUCUUGUGGGAUGCCACUCGGGGUUAAGGAAUAUGUCAAGGGAUAAGAUGAGUUCUAUCAUUGAAAAGUUCUCUUCGGGUGAGGUAAACCUUUUGGUUGCUACUAGUGUAGGUGAGGAGGGACUUGAUAUUCAGACUUGCUGCCUUGUUGUGCGGUUUGAUCUCCCUGAAACUGUUAAUAGCUUUAUCCAAUCAAGGGGGCGUGCCCGGAUGAGUAAAUCGAAAUAUGUUUUUCUCUUGGAGAGGGGAAAUCAUUCUCAGGAGAAGUUACUUGAUGAUUAUAUUACUGGUGAAAUCAUUAUGGAUAAAGAGAUUAACUUGAGAACAUCAAAUGAUAUGUUCAAUUGCCUUGAGGAGAACAUCUAUCGAGUCAAUGAUACUGGUGCUUCCAUUAGCACUGCUUGCAGUGUAUCUCUAUUACAUCGCUACUGUGAUAACCUUCCUAGAGAUAUUUUUUUUGUUCCUUCCCCAUCAUUCUUCUUUGUUGAUGACGUCGAUGGAAUAGUAUGCAAAUUAAUUCUUCCACCAAAUGCUGCUUUCCGUCAAGUGAAUGGUCAACCCUGUCCAUCGAAAGAUGAAGCUAAGAGAGAUGCAUGCUUGAAAGCAUGCAUCAAACUUCAUGAACUCGGUGCUUUGACAGAUUUUCUUCUACCUGGCCAAGGCUCUAGAAAGAUUAAGGUAUCAACAACAAAUAAUUCAGAAAGCAACAAAGACGAUGAUGAAAGUUUUAGGGAAGAGCUUUAUGAGAUGUUAAUCCCUGCAGUUCUGAGACCUUCAAGAUGCAAACUAGACUCCUCGUUUAAGUUGCAUUUCUAUUACAUAGAAUUUAUUCCCAUACCAGCAGAUAGACGAUAUCAGAUGUUUGGUCUUUUUGUGAUCAAUCGCCUUCCAGAGGAAUCUGAAAAGUUGGAUGUUGAAUUGCAUCUUGCUCGUGCGAGGAUUGUGAAAGCAGGAAUUAAAUAUUUGGGAAAGAUUGAGUUUAACAAAGAAGAGAUGAUACUCGCACACAAUUUUCAAGAAAUGUUUUUGAAAGUUCUCCUGGAUAGAUCUGAGUUCACACCAUCUUAUAUUUUGUUGGGGAAUGAUGGUGCAUUGGACAUGGAUUCAACAUUUUACCUUUUACUUCCCAUCAAGCAGAAAUUCUAUGGUGAUAAUAUGAUUGAUUGGCCAGCAGUAAAGCGGUGUUUAUCAUCACCUGCAUUUCAAGAUCCAAUGGGUUUGUCUCUGCAUGAUUCAUAUUUACCAAAUGAGUCUUUGAAGCUUCUUGGUGGAACAUACAACAAAGCUGAUGUGAUUGGCAGUUUGGUCUAUACUCCCCACACCGACCUGUUUUUCUUCGUUGAUGCCAUUCUGGAUGGAACAAAUGCUAAAAGUGAGUUGAACGGUGCAACGUAUGCAGAACAUUUUAAACAAAGGUUACAUAUCAAGCUUUCCCAUCCUGAGCAGCCGCUUUUGAAAGCUAAGCAACUCUUCUGUCUGCGUAAUCUGCUUCAUAACCGACAACUAGAGAGCACAGAAUCUGAGGCUCGUGAAUUGAUGGAGCACUUUGUGGAGUUACCUCCAGAGCUAUGCUCUUUGAAGAUAAUUGGGUUCUCAAAAGAUAUGGGCAGUUCUUUGUCCUUGCUACCAUCUCUAAUGUAUCGCUUGGAGAAUUUGUUGGUGGCUAUUGAGUUGAAGGAUGUCAUGUCAUCUUAUUUCCCAGAGGCUUCUCAAAUUAGUGCCUCGGGUAUCCUUGAAUCAUUGACUACUGAAAGGUGUUUAGAGAGGAUCUCUUUGGAGCGAUUAGAAGUCCUAGGUGAUGCUUUCUUGAAGUAUGUAGUUGGGCGUCAUAACUUUAUUUCAUAUGAGGGACUUGAUGAAGGUCAGUUGACCAGGAGACGUUCUGAUAUAGUGAGUAAUUCGAAUUUGUAUGAGUUAUCAAUUAGAAGAAAUUUGCAGGUAUACAUACGGGAUCAACACUUUGAACCUACACAGUUCUUUGCACUGGGAAGACCAUGUAAAGUUGUUUGCAAUCCUGACAGAGAAGCGACUUUACACCCAAAGAAUAUUGACCCAGAUAGACGGGAAAACUGUAACUUGAGGUGUACAAAAUCACAUCAUUGGUUGCAUAGGAAGACAAUUGCAGAUGUUGUGGAGUCACUUCUUGGAGUUUUUAUUGUUGAGUGCGGAUUCAAAGCUGCAUUUGCAUUCCUUCAUUGGAUUGGGAUAAAAGUUGAUUUUGAAAAUUCAGCUUUCUAUAGAGUAUUAGAUGCAAGCUCCACCAAUUUGUCUCUCAUGAAUUACAUGAACAUUUCUGAGCUUGAAGAAUUGAUAGGCUACACCUUCAAGCGCAAGGGUCUUCUCCUACAAGCAUUUGUACACCCUUCAUUCAAUAAGCAUUCUGGAGGAUGCUACCAGAGGAUGGAGUUUCUUGGAGAUGCUGUUUUGGAAUAUUUGAUGACCUCAUACCUCUACUCUGCUUACCCUGAUCUCAAGCCUGGUCAACUAACAGAUCUGAAAUCAUUAGCUGUCAAUAACAAUUCAUUUGCUUAUGUCGCCGUUAAGAAAUCUAUCCAUAGGUAUCUCAUAAAGGAUUCUAACUAUCUUACGACAGCGGUAAAUAAAUUCGCGAAUUAUGUUAACCUUUCCAGUUCAGAGAAAGACUUGUUAGAAGAACCAACAUGUCCAAAGGUUCUUGGUGAUAUUGUUGAAUCUUGUGUUGGUGCUGUGCUUUUAGAUUCUGGCUUCAACCUGAACCAUGUUUGGAAGCUAAUGCUAAUGCUUCUUAAACCAAUAUUGAGCUUUUGUGGCAUGCACAUCGAUCCUAUGAGAGAACUCCGAGAAACUUGUCAAUAUAAUGGUUUUGACUUGGGACUUCCCGAACCUACGAAGUACAAUGGAGAGUUCCAUGUCAAAGUAGAAGUUAACAUAAACGGCAAGAUGAUAAGCUGUACUGCAGCAAACCGGAAUUCAAAAGAUGCUAGAAAAGUAGCUGCACAAGAAACACUUUCGAAACUGAAGAAUUAUGGGUACAAGCAUAAAAGAAAGUCGCUGGAGGAAAUUUUGCGUUCUACCACGAAAAAAGAAUCGGAACUGAUAGGCUAUGAUGAAGAACCAAUCAAUGUUGAGGAUGACAUUGACAUGCAAAUGAAUAAUCUACUGAUAAAUGGAGAAAGAACCUCCAUUCAGAGUACAGCGGGAGAUAACAAGGUUGACAAGAAUGAUGCUAAUAGUGGAAGGAAUAAUAAGUCCAAUGUGGUCAUGCAGAAUGGUUGCCUACCUAGAGGGGCAACUGAUAAAAUAAACCAAAAAGAAUAUCAUGGUGAUAUGGUCCGCAAAACAGCAAGGUCAUUCCUUUAUGAAUUAUGUGCUGCAAACUAUUGGAAACCUCCUGAAUUUGAGUUAUGCAACGAUGAAGGACCAAGUCACCUUCGAAAGUUCACAUGUAAGGUCCUUAUUGAGAUCACGGGAACUUCGGUGAGCCUUUUGGAGUGCUAUAGUGAUCCUAAGCUACAAAAGAGAGCCGCGCAGGAGCAUGCGGCAGAGGGAGCUCUGUGGUACCUCAAGCACCUUGGAUACCUACCAAGAGAUGAAAAUCGUUUCUAGCGACAUUUUAGGUUUUGUAGCCUUCAGUCACAUAAAUAAACCUCGGAUGGGAAGAGUUCUGUUAUUGUAAGCAUGCAGUCUAUUCAGAGGUAUAUAGCAUCCUGGAAUCUCAAUCCAACAGUCAACAGUGCAAAAAAAUCAUAAAAGAUGCAAAAAUGAUGACGUGCUUCUCAUCAGGCUGACAUCGGAGGACAUCUGCAUUGUACAACAUCCAAAUUGUAUGGGAAGAUUUUCGUCGGUAUGGGUACAUAUUUGGGAGAAAAUCUUCUCAUUAGCUAUGGUGGGUAUGUGUAUGGGAAUGCAGAAUUCGAACCUGAUUAUAACUAGCAAAAUUAGUUGUGUAACCCAAUAGAUAAUAAACCCAAUAACUAACCCACUUGUCCUAACCCUUUUAAGCAUCCAUCUACCCAACUUAGACGAUCAACCACCCGUUGUCCCAUCCACUAGUUCACGUGUCAUUUAUUUUUGUUGUUUUAUAUAGUUAAACAAUUUUUUUCUUGUUAAAUAUCAGUAUAUUUGUGUUAUGUUGUUGACUGUGAA
Molecule: messenger RNA, 8998 nt
Organism: Zea mays
Lineage: Eukaryota; Viridiplantae; Streptophyta; Magnoliopsida; Poales; Poaceae
Exons: 26
Coding region: 4031-8458 (1475 amino acids)
Biological process (GO): siRNA processing
Cellular component (GO): nucleus; cytoplasm
Molecular function (GO): RNA binding; ATP binding; protein binding
Source: RefSeq, a predicted model, not a curated record